CAACCCUAAACACAGAUUGGAAAUUUCUUCUUUUAUUUUCCCCAAUUCUGUUUCCACACUAUAAAUACGUUUCUUCUUUUCUCUUCCAACCGCAACCCUUUUCCUCUCCAUAGCAUAUGUCUCAGAGAGCCAACGUUCCACACUUCGCAUCCAUCGCCUUCGGCCUCCAUUCUCAUCUCCUGGUUUCCAGUGAGAUGAGCUCAACUUCCAAUUGGUCUUCCUGAACCAUUGAAUCGAGUCUCUGCUCUGUUUUUUCCUUUUCUUUUAUUGUUUUCUCUCAGAAAUUUGAUUAAUUUUCCAGAUCUCGAUUCCCAUUCUUGAUUUUCCGAUAUGGGUAUCAAAGGAUUCGUUGAGGGAGGAAUUGCAUCCAUUGUUGCCGGCUGCUCGACCCACCCCAUGGAUCUCAUCAAGGUCCGAAUGCAGCUCCAGGGCGAACCCGCCCCGGUUGUCCAGAACCUCCGCCCGGCGCUGGCUUUUCCCUCCUCCGCCGCCCAUUCGGGUCACAUUCAUUUACCAUCUCCGCCGCCGCGGGUGGGACCCGUUGCGGUGGGUGUGCGUAUUGUUCAACAGGAAGGCGUCGCCGCUCUGUUUUCCGGCGUUUCCGCCACCGUUCUCCGCCAGACGCUCUAUUCGACAACCCGGAUGGGGCUGUACGACAUGUUGAAGAGAAAGUGGAGCGACCCGAACACGAACAACAUUCCUCUGGUGAAGAAGAUAGGGGCGGGGCUGAUUGCCGGUGGGGUCGGUGCUGCCGUCGGGAACCCGGCGGACGUGGCGAUGGUGAGAAUGCAAGCCGACGGCCGUCUCCCGGCCGGUCAGAGGCGGAACUAUAAGAGCGUCGUCGACGCCAUUUCACAGAUGGCCAAGAACGAGGGGGUCACUAGCCUGUGGCGCGGCUCGUCGCUUACCGUGAACCGCGCCAUGCUCGUGACGGCGUCGCAGCUCGCGUCGUACGACCAGAUAAAGGAGACAAUCGUGGAAAAGGGAAUAUUGAAAGACGGGCUGGGAACGCACGUCACGGCGAGCUUCGCCGCCGGGUUCGUGGCGGCGGUGGCGUCGAAUCCGGUGGACGUGCUGAAGACGCGGAUGAUGAACAUGAAGGUGGAGGCGGGGAAGGCGCCGCCGUACGCCGGCGCGCUUGACUGUGCGGUGAAGACCAUCAAAGCAGAGGGACCCAUGGCUCUGUACAAGGGAUUCAUUCCCACCAUUUCAAGGCAAGGACCAUUCACUGUGGUGCUCUUUGUCACACUGGAACAGGUCCGGCAAUUGCUCAAGGAUUUCUAAUUAAUUGACGAUGAUGACGAAAAAACUAGUCAAUACACUAUAACCUACCUAGUAUUAUAGAGUUUUAUAAUUAAUUAUUCUUAAAUUGCGCCACACUGUUUUCCAUCUAUACAAUGUAUAACGUGUGUGUGCUAACUAAGAUCGUGCAUUGUGGUACUGAGUUGUAUUACGGAAUAUUAUUAAUAUUAUUUAAAUUAUAUUAUUUCUAUUUUUUUUUUAUUCUCAUUCAAUGUCUUAUUAAUCCAAUUUAUGUUUUCCAAUGGUUUACUACUAAAAUGUAGGAUGGUUUUUAUGCGAGUAAAGGGUCAGAUAAGUCUUUAUAUGUGAGGUUCUAUGCAGUUGUUUUCAAGAACUUCAUUUGAAUACCUUCUCGAUUGAAGUUUUAACUAAAAAAAAUUCAUCAAAAAAUUCCACCGGAAACUGCCUCAAAAUGGCAAUGGCCGGAGAGAACCUCCUAAAUAAGGACUUAUUUGAUCCAUUUUGUGCAACUUCUAUGACUAAUUUGACCCUUUUCUCGUUUUUAUGCUAACCGAUUCGAUGUUAUCAAAUUUCUGUGGGAAAACUGUCAAAUAGGUCCUCGAACUUUCAUAAAAAAGUCAAUUAAGUCCUUCUAUAGGAGACUCUGUCCGGUCGUCGCGAUUUGGAGCGGUUCCCGGCGGAAUUUUUUUAUGAAAUUUUUUGAGCAUCUUAUUCAUCAAGUCUAGUUUAUUCAUAUCAAAUUUCAGCUAAAAAUUUAAUCGAGAGCGCAUUCAAAUUAAUUCGAGAACACAAAAAUGCGCAGUUAUCUUCAAGAAUUAAUUUGAAUGUGUUCCCGAUUGAAUUUUUAGCUGAAAUUUAGUAUGAGUAAACUAGACUUGGUGAAUAAGAUGCUCAAAAAAUUUCAUCAAAAAAUUCCACCGGAAAAUGCCCCAAAUCGCGACGGCCGGACAAAACCCCCUAUAGAAGGACUUAAUUGACCUUUUUAUGAAAGUUCGAGGACCUAUUUGACAGUUUUCCCAAUUUCUGUGGAGAUGGACCGUUAUUGGGGUAAUUCAGGUUAGAAAAGCAUCAAAGGUAUUAAACUACUACGGUAUUUUUUUGUUUUGGAAGAUGUUCGGGUUCGGUAUCAUCAUACGCAUGCAUGAGGGACUACGUAACGCAUGCAUGCCCAUUAAGUUUGGAGUCUUAUGUAUUUUAAUCAUUGUUUAUUAAUUUAUUUUAAUUUGUACAUCCUUAUCUCUUGUACUUAGCCG
Cuscuta epithymum is the source of this 2516-nucleotide messenger RNA. The record is from the annotation of a GenBank genome assembly. Lineage: Eukaryota; Viridiplantae; Streptophyta; Magnoliopsida; Solanales; Convolvulaceae.